GAACUAGCAGCCCCUCCCCCUUGCUCCCACUCUCAAUACCCGUUCGAUAUCACUACGACCAUGACAGUCGAAGACGUUCAAGGCGCCCCACAGGCCCGCCCAAAGCGGAUAGCUGUCAUUGGUUCAGGCAUCUCAGGCCUCAGCGCAGCAUGGCUCCUCAACAGAGACCCCUCCUUCUCCGUAACCCUCUACGAAGCCGGCUCCUACAUCGGCGGCCACACCCACACCGUCGACAUCCCCACCCUCGACGACCCAGCCAAAACCGUCCCCGUCGACACCGGCUUCAUCGUCUGCAACCCCGUCACCUACCCUAACUUCCUCUCCUUGAUGGACGAGCUCGACGUGGCACUCGAUAAGACGGAUAUGAGCUUCUCGGUCUCGCGCAACAAGGGGGAGUUUGAAUGGUGUGGAGAUGGAUUGAAGGGGGUGUUUUGUAACGCGAAGAAUUUGAACCCGUUUGCGGAAGGGUUUACGGAUGGUGGGGUGUGGAGGAUGGUUUAUGAUGUGCUGAGGUUUCAUAAGGAGGCAAAGGAAAUUGCUAGGGAGGCGGAUUUGAAAACGUUCGAUGAGAGUGGGAAACCCCUGGCGGACAUUGCCCAGAAGGACCAAGUCCACCCACUCACAGGCGAAACCCUCGCCGACUUCUUCGCCAAACGCGACUACUCCCGCUUCUUCUACGAAAACUACAUCGUGCCCAUGACAGCCGCCAUCUGGUCCACCCCCGCCGACAUGACAUUCGACCAGUUCCCUGUGCUCACGCUGUUCAAGUUCAUGCGGAACCAUCAAUUGCUGCAGAUUGGGGGGAGGCCGAAGUGGAUGACUGUUAACCAGGGAAGCCGAACCUACGUAAACCGCAUCCUCGCCCACCUCCCCGACGUCCGUCUCCAAACCGCCAUCACAUCCCUCCACCGCGACCUCGCCAACCCCACCUCCCCCAGAAUCACAUUAACGGACAACAAGGGCGCCGUGGAAGUCUUCGACCACGUCAUCAUCGCGACGCAUACGGACCAGGCGCUCAAGAUCCUGGGCGAGGAAGCGACGGUGGAGGAACGCAAAGUGUUGGGGGGCAUCAAGUAUGUGAAGAACCGGUUGGUUUUGCAUCGGGAUGAGGAGUUAAUGCCCAAAACCCGCACGGCCUGGGCAGCCUGGAACUACCUCACCUCCUCCUCCUCCUCCCCCACCGGGCCCGCGCACUCCCCAACAGUCUGCCUAACCUACUACAUGAACACCCUCCAACCGCACCUCACCCAACACGACUGCGGAACCGUCCUCGCCACCCUGAACCCGCUCUACGAACCGGACGCUCGGAAAGUGUUGGGAGAGUGGGAGUACGAGCACCCGCUGUACAGCCCGCAGACGAUUAGGGCGCAGGAGGGGAUGAACGGUGUUCAGAAUGCCGCGGGGGUGGCGUUUGCGGGCGCGUGGACGAAUUAUGGGUUCCAUGAAGAUGGAUGCACGUCAGGCCUCCUGGCAGCCCUCGCCCUCGGCUGCGCCCCACCCCCUUUCCCCGUGCACUUGAACGGGGGGUAUCCGACAACACGGACCACCCUGCCUCCCCCCGCGUGGGCGGCGGCGAUGGGUGUCAAGCCAUACGCUCCUGCGCCGCCGGAGGUGCAUAAGAUGGUCCAUCGGGUUAAGGAGACGGGGAAGGGGGUUGGGACGUGGGUGAGGAUGGCGGGUGUGGGC
Messenger RNA from Fimicolochytrium jonesii, 1686 nucleotides. RefSeq lists its product as uncharacterized. The transcript has 6 exons. The annotation marks the transcript as partial. The record is from RefSeq and is a predicted model, not a curated record. Gene Ontology annotation, molecular function: oxidoreductase activity. NCBI's taxonomy places the organism in Eukaryota, Fungi, Chytridiomycota, Chytridiomycetes, Spizellomycetales, Powellomycetaceae.